Messenger RNA from Leptopilina heterotoma, 2543 nucleotides. RefSeq names its product protein O-mannosyl-transferase 2 (gene twisted). Gene Ontology annotation, cellular component: endoplasmic reticulum; membrane. Gene Ontology annotation, molecular function: dolichyl-phosphate-mannose-protein mannosyltransferase activity. The coding region runs from base 208 to 2340 and encodes 710 amino acids. The transcript is spliced from 14 exons. Gene Ontology annotation, biological process: protein O-linked glycosylation via mannose. NCBI's taxonomy places the organism in Eukaryota, Metazoa, Arthropoda, Insecta, Hymenoptera, Figitidae. The record is from RefSeq and is a predicted model, not a curated record.
UCUUGUGAGGAAUUUAAUUUACAGUUAUGUUUGACGUUAACAUUUUAUCCAUUUUAUUAAGUUUUCUAAAGUAUUUAUUCAUUAAUUUUAAUUUUCCGCUUCUUCAAAAAUGAUAGUUUCUAUAUAGAAAAAAAAAUUAACUGUUUGAAAAUAAGUUUGCAAAGAAGGUUUAUUGUUUAUAAAUAUAAGAAGUCUAUUUUCAGUAAUAUGACAGUUAAAAAUGACAAAAAAGAAGAAAUUGUAUCAGAAAAAGAGAAUGAAAAAGAAACGACAGAUUUACAAUGGUGGCUCAUUUUUAGUAUUAUUGUUAUUUUAACUGCCGGUACCAGAUUUUAUAAGGUCACUGAACCACAUCACGUGUGUUGGGAUGAAACGCAUUUUGGAAAAAUGGGAAGUUGGUACAUUAAUAGAACAUUUUUCUUUGAUGUUCAUCCUCCACUUGGAAAGAUGUUAAUAGCACUUUCUGGUUAUUUAACCGGAUAUGACGGGAAGUUUCCAUUUGAGAAGCCUGGUGAUAAAUAUGAGAAUGUUAACUAUGUAGGAAUGCGUGUGUUUUGCACAUUCCUGGGAGCGACGAUUGUUCCACUUGCUUUUCUCACUGUUUGGGAUUUAACGAAUUCCCUAAGAGCUGCGACCAUAUCCGGUCUUCUUAUUUUAUUCGACAUUGGACUAUUAACGCUAAAUCAAUAUAUUCUACUUGAUCCAAUUCUCCUAUGUUUUAUGAUGUGUGCAACGUGGGGAAUGUCUCGCGUCAGUUUCUAUCAGGAUCGUCCAUUUACAUUUACCUGGUGGGGUUGGAUGAUAUUUACCGGAAUUUCUCUGGCUUGCACAAUAAGUGUAAAAUUUGUUGGAUUAUUCGUUGUGCUUUUAGUUGGACUUUACACUGCCUUUGAACUUUGGCGUGAACUUGGAAACUUAAAGGAACCAAUUUCGAACGUUGGGAAGCAUUUAUUGGCGAGGUGCAUUUGUUUAAUUAUUCUGCCAAUUUUACUUUAUAUUAGUUUCUUUUACAUACAUUUGACUAUUCUCAACAGAAGUGGCAGUGGAGAUGGAUUUUACAGUUCGGAAUUUCAAUCGUUGCUUAAGGGAAAUUCUCUUCAUAAUGCAACGAUGCCACGACAAUUGGCUUACGGUGCGACAAUAACUUUAAAAAAUCACAGAACCGGUGGCGGUUAUUUGCAUUCACAUUGGCACAUUUAUCCAGAAGGAGUUGGCGCACGACAACAACAGAUUACUACUUAUUCCCACAAGGACGACAAUAAUUUAUGGUUGGUGAAGAAAUUUGACACGGACGAGACUGCGGAAGUGCCAGUUUUAGUAAAACACGGCGAUUUAAUUCGACUUGAGCAUGUUGUUACGAAACGCAAUUUACACGCGCAUGCAGAAAUCGCUCCGGUUUCAAAAAAACACUAUCAAGUCACCGGCUACGGAGAGAAUGGAGUAGGAGACGCAAACGACGUGUGGAAAGUAUUAAUAAUUAACGGAAAAGAUGGAGACAUUGUCGAAACGGUGACAAGUAAAUUGAAAUUUGUUCAUUAUUUGCAAAAUUGUGCCUUGACGUGCAGUGGUAAAACUUUACCAAAAUGGGCUUUUAGUCAACAAGAAGUAUCCUGCAAUCCUAAUAUGAGGGACAAAAAUGCCCUCUGGAAUAUUGAGGAUAAUAAUUUUUCAAAAUUACCAAAUGUGAGUUUUCAAUUAUAUGCUCCUGGAUUUUUCAAAAGAUUUUUAGAAUCUCACGCUGUGAUGUUACAAGGAAAUUCGGACCUGAAAGUAAAAGAGGGAGAAAUUUCUUCUAAACCAUGGCACUGGCCGAUUAAUUAUAGGGGUCAAUUUUUUUCGGGCAAUGAGCAACGAAUUUACCUGCUGGGUAAUCCAUUGAUUUGGUGGGGAAAUUUGGUGUUUUUGGUAAUAUUCAUUAUUCUCUAUAUUGAUGCAGCAGUGAGGGAGAAACGAGGCCUUAAAGAAACUGUUGCAUCGUUAAAGCAACGUGAAAAAAUAAUGAACGCUGGCGUAUGGCUUUUCAUUGGAUGGUUCCUUCAUUAUGCGCCAUUUUGGACAAUGACAAGAAUUUUAUAUUUUCAUCAUUAUUUUCCGGCUUUAAUUUUUAAUUCCAUGCUCACGGCCGUCACUCUCGAUCAUAUUGCCGAAAGUAUUUUAAUUUAUCUACCAAAUCGAUUUGGUAAAACUAUUUAUCACGUACUUGCCGCUACUUUCUUGUCAACUGUCUCCUACAGUUUCUAUUUAUUCUCGCCGCUAGCUUACGGAAUGGAGGGACCAUCAUCGGGAGAUUCGAAAAGUUCAAUGCAUUUCUUGCGAUGGAUGGAUACCUGGGAAUUUUAAUUUAUAUUAUUAAGAAACAACAGUCUGAUGAGUAUAUUACUCAAAUUGAUGAUUAUUUUACACUUAAGAACGUACUUUUUCUAAAAAGAAGGUAUUUUUAAAAUGAAUUUAGAAAAAAAAUUUUUAUUGCAAUUUGUUACACAUUUUCUACAUAAUUUUAUAUUUUUAUCCAAACUAUUUUUUAUACAUUUCUACGACGUUUC